AUGGCAGUCGAAAAGAAACUGCAAACACCUCUAUCCGAAGGGAUUCUAGAGAACGUAUGGGCAAACUUCAUAGGCGAAGAUCAUGAUCAUCAUGCAAAAGAGGAAAUACCACAGAAAACUUUUGAAGUUUCAGAAUCAUGGGAGGAGUUGCCGAAUCUUGAUCAUGGUAAAGAUGAAGAAAUCGGAUUUUUACAAAGACUACCGAGUUUAGGAAGAUGGAUAUCCAUGGGAGCAGAAGAAUGGGAAGAAAUUCUUGCUGGAAUUGUUAUUCCUUCUGAGAAUAUUGAAAAUCCACGUGAGAUUCUUGCAAAAGGUCGUGAUCAAACUGUGUUGGGUUCAGGAGCUGAUGACGUUGUGAAAACUGAGAAACGUUAUAGGGGAGUCAGGAGACGUCCAUGGGGGAAGUAUGCAGCUGAAAUUAGGGAUUCUUCAAAAAAAGGAGCUAGGGUUUGGCUUGGAACUUUCAAGACACCUGAAGAAGCUGCUUUGGCUUAUGAUAAAGCAGCAUUGAGAAUUAGAGGCCCCAAAGCACAUCUAAACUUUCCGAUUCAAGAAGUUGAAUAUAAAAUGAGAGCCACUGAUCAACCAGAAAGUGAAUCAAAUGAUCAUCCUUCGACAAGUUGUCAAAGGACUGAUUCGACAGACAUUCAAUGCUCACAAUACAAAGAUUACAACACAAAUAAAAGGGUGUUUAGGGAUUGGGAAGAAGUCCAAAAGGAGGUAGCCAUGAACGGACCACCUCCAUUGAAGAGAUUGGAAACCCAAGAAGAAUCUUAUUGGGAUGACAACAUUGAUGUACUUGAGUUUGAGGAUCUUGGUGUUAGUUAUUUAGAAAAUUUACUGUCAAAAGGUUCUUAG
Messenger RNA from Lactuca virosa, 858 nucleotides. The record is from the annotation of a GenBank genome assembly. NCBI's taxonomy places the organism in Eukaryota, Viridiplantae, Streptophyta, Magnoliopsida, Asterales, Asteraceae.